Messenger RNA from Trametes versicolor FP-101664 SS1, 2000 nucleotides. RefSeq names its product ENTH-domain-containing protein. NCBI's taxonomy places the organism in Eukaryota, Fungi, Basidiomycota, Agaricomycetes, Polyporales, Polyporaceae. The transcript has 7 exons. The record is from RefSeq and is a predicted model, not a curated record. Gene Ontology annotation, biological process: actin filament organization; endocytosis. Gene Ontology annotation, molecular function: phospholipid binding; clathrin binding. Gene Ontology annotation, cellular component: clathrin vesicle coat; plasma membrane; endosome. The coding region runs from base 117 to 1622 and encodes 501 amino acids.
GGCGACACCAGCUCAUUACCUACAGCCCUAUUAGCUCGGCAUAUAUAGCCUAGGACGUUCUCUGUGCUUCCUCCGCUCCCACCCCCUCGCGAACCAAGGACCAGCGAGGUCUAGCGAUGUCCGGCAUGCAGCACCUCGGCAAGGGCAUCGUCCGCGCAGCCAAAAACUACACGAAGGGAUACUCAGAUGUUCAAUCCAAGGUUCGGGAUGCGACGUCGAACGACCCCUGGGGUCCAUCGGGCACCCAGAUGAACGAGCUCGCGCAGCUAUCAUAUAACCAGGACAACUUCGUGGAGAUCAUGGAGAUGUUGGACAAGCGUUUGAACGACAAGGGGAAGAACUGGCGGCACGUCUUCAAGUCACUCACGGUGCUCGACUAUCUCCUCCAUGCGGGCUCCGAGAACGUUGUGGUGUACUUCCGGGACAACCUAUACGUUAUCAAGACCCUAAAGGAGUUUCAAUAUGUCGACGAGGAGGGCAAGGACCAGGGCGCGAACGUCCGGCAGAAGGCGAAGGACAUUACGAACCUGCUCCAGGACGAGUCACGGUUGCGCCAUGAGCGGAGAGACCGCGCCAUGAUGCGCGAUCGGAUGGUCCGUGGUAGGGGUGAAGGAGGCGAAGACGAUAGCGAGAACGCGCAGAGGCGGUCGCAGAGUCUCCCUUCACGGAAACGGAACGGUGGGGGCCGGGAGGAUGAUGAACUGCGCAAGGCACUGGAGGAGAGCAAGCGGACCGCGGCGGAGGAGCAGGCGCGGGCGAGGCUCACGGCCGAGGAACGCGACCUGCAGCAGGCAAUCAAGCUCAGCGAGGAAGAGGAGGCUCGCCGUGCGAAGGCUGUACAAGACGCGAACCAGUCGGGUCUGUUCGAUGAUGCCCAGCAACAAGCAUCACAGUCCAGCACAAAUCCCUUCCCGCUCGUGGACACCUCCUUCCAGAACCAAUCCCAGUUCAUCCAGCCUCAGUUCACCCAAAUCCAACCCCAAUUCACGUCCUUCAACCCGUACCAGCAGCAGGCUCAGCAGGAAGCCAUGCAGGCCGAGUACAUGCGCCAGCAGCAGGAGUGGCAGAUGCAACAGCAGCAACUCCAGGCGCAACAGCAACAGCAGCUUCAGCAGGAGGAAUGGAUGCGGCAGCAACAGCUACUCCAAAUGCAGCAACAGCAGCAGCAGUUCCUCAUGCCCCAGCAGCAGCCACUUAUGCCGCAAGCGACCGGCUUUGGCUCCAACAACCCCUUCGCGCCAGCGAUGUCACUAUCUACUUCCAACCUGCCCUCUACAAACGGCCUCCAGGCCGCAAGUCCGGUCUCGUUCAACUUGCAGGGCACCUACGGCCAACAGCCACAAGUGUCGCAGUCCCCUCCACCCGCCUCACAAUCCGCACCACCUGGUAGGCAGAGCACCAUGCCCGCGGUCAAGACGCGCGCAGACGAGGAGAAUGCGAAGCUCGCCGGCCUCCUGGCGAACCGGGAGGAAGGCAUCGACACGUUCGGAAACUUCGGUGCUCUCCGAUACGGACAACAGGCGGGGAAAUACAUGGCGCCGCAGCAGACAGGCCACAACCCGUUCGCGCACCAGCAGCAACAGCAGCAGCAGGGCGCGGAUCAACCCUUCUUCUCGAUCUAGGCUUCAGGACACACUACCUACAGCGUCCCUCGUUGCUCCCGUCCGCGCGCCCUCGCUCUCCUUCUCUCGUUGGUUCCGCCCAGCCACCAGCUAUACCCAUUCCUGUCGUCUGGUACCUGCUCUGCCCCCUAUGCGAAACGAUCGACCGCCUCGCGGAUUGUACCCGUUGACAAUGUUUGUAUGGUUUUGUUCAUGACUGUUGAAAGUAUUUGCCUUGGGAGCGUGGAGGGGAGCAACGGCACCUUGUUUGGUGCGUGGACCGUCAAAGAAGCCGAACGUUUGGAUGAUUCGCCGUGAUGAAGUCAGGGGGUGAAAUAAUACAGAACUCGUAAUACAUGUGUAGAUCUAGGCCUACGAAAUGUGCAGAGGUGAUACCGG